Molecule: messenger RNA, 2004 nt
Organism: Macadamia integrifolia
Lineage: Eukaryota; Viridiplantae; Streptophyta; Magnoliopsida; Proteales; Proteaceae
Product: mRNA cap guanine-N7 methyltransferase 1-like
Exons: 13
Coding region: 423-1532 (369 amino acids)
Biological process (GO): 7-methylguanosine mRNA capping
Cellular component (GO): nucleus
Molecular function (GO): mRNA 5'-cap (guanine-N7-)-methyltransferase activity
Source: RefSeq, a predicted model, not a curated record
AUGAUUAGGUAAUGAAUGCUUCAUCACAAAACUAUAAAAACGAAAAAUUAUUAUUGAGAGGAACAGACAAAGAAUCUGGACCAGAGGGCGGAAGCAGACACAAGCAAUUCUCACCUGCGUUCUUGAAUGAUUCUUCACUGCAGUGAUGUGUGUGUGAGAGAGAGACCCGAAUGGGACAGUGGCCUAAACCAAUAUGAAGAAGGGAAAGAAUUGUCUUAAGCAUCAGUAAUUGCAACAAGAAGAGUUCUAUUUGUGAUUCAUAUACGAGCCACAAUCUUAAAUCUGCCAUUAAAAGCAAAGUUCGCCCACAUUGAGUAAGCCUUAGGUUUCGAGGGUUUUAUCCUUUAAACUCUGUUUUUGGUGACCCUUAUAACCGAAAAGGAGAACCGGAUCUCUUUUUGGGUGUGUUUUGUUCAUCAAGGAUGAAGCGAGGGUAUGAAGCAUCUGCUUCGACCUCUUUUGGUCCACCUCAAUCGAAGCGCAAAUUCGAUACUCAUGAGGAGGACGAAAGCACAAAGAAACUUGCACGGAAGGUGGCCGACCAUUACAGUGCAAGGACAAAUCAAACUCUAGAGGAUCGAGAAGCAAGUCCUAUUAUCCAUUUAAAGAAACUAAACAACUGGAUUAAAAGUGUUCUCGUUCAGCUGUAUGCUCGCCGGGGAGAUUCUGUUCUAGAUCUGGCUUGUGGCAAGGGUGGUGAUUUGAUCAAAUGGGACAAGGCGAAGGCUGGAUAUUAUGUUGGCAUUGAUAUAGCUGAAGGCUCGAUAGAAGACUGUCGCACACGUUAUAAUGGUGAUGCAGACCACCACCAACGUCGCAAGAAGUUUACCUUCCCUGCACGGCUUAUCUGUGGAGAUUGUUUUGAGGUACGCUUGGAUAAAGUUCUGGAAGAUGAUGCACCAUUUGAUAUAUGUAGCUGUCAGUUUGCAAUGCACUACUCGUGGUCUACAGAGGUACGUGCACGACGAGCAUUGGCCAAUGUAUCCGCAUUACUGCGUCCUGGUGGCAUCUUCAUUGGAACAAUGCCAGAUGCAAAUGUUAUCAUCAAAAAGCUUAGAGAAGUGGAAGGGCUAGCAUUUGGGAACAGCGUAUAUUGGAUUCAUUUUGAUGAUGAAUAUGCUCAAAAGAAAUUUAAAUCUUCUAGCCCAUUCGGUAUCAAGUACAAAUUCCAUUUAGAGGAUGCAGUUGAUUGUCCAGAAUGGAUUGUUCCUUUCCCCAUUUUCAAAUCAUUGGCAGAGGAGUAUGAUCUGGAGCUUGUUUUUGUGAAGAAUUCCCAUGAAUUUGUGGACGAGUUCUUGAAGAAACCGGAAUUUGCUGACCUUAUGCGGAGGCUUGGUGCCCUGGGCGAUGGAAACCAGGACCUAAGCACACUAUCAGAGGAUGAGUGGGAGGUUGUUUACUUGUAUUUGGCAUUUGUCUUGAGAAAGCGAGGACAACCAGAUGGCAACCGGAGGAGCAACAAUAAUAAAGGAAACAGAGGGGAGACGCAGAUAUUGAGGGAAGACAUCAUGCACAUUAACAGUGGGGUGUGAAGGGAAUAGUUCCAAGUUUGAUCCCGUAGAUCUUCAUUGCAAAAUAUGGCAAUGAUGAGAGGAGGCUGCAGGAACGGUUGAUGCAUAGCCAUGAUGGAAAAGAAAAUAAAAAAAAGAAAAGAAAAAAGAACCUGCACUUUGGAGAGGGGAUCAAAUUUGUUAUUCAAUUUUGCAGAAUCUCAUUAUCGCUUGUAAUUCCAAGUAACAUUUUGGGUCUUUCUCUUUAUAUUUUUCAAGGUUUAAAAACUCCGAAUCGGAGAUGGAAUCAGCAUCUAUCAAUUAUGAUUCAGAUUCGAUCAAAAUUGGUCGAAAAUUGAGAAAAUAGAAUCAAGAAAAGAAGUAUAGAUUACAACAAAUUUUUAUUUUUACAGUUUUUGUAUUGUAAUAAUAACUACAACAGGUACGUUUCAUCGAUUCUCUGCACUUUUUAGUAACUAAAUGGAGAAAAUGGCAAAAGUGAGUUCUGUGGGCA